Molecule: messenger RNA, 1291 nt
Organism: Gigantopelta aegis
Lineage: Eukaryota; Metazoa; Mollusca; Gastropoda; Neomphalida; Peltospiridae
Exons: 2
Coding region: 141-1136 (331 amino acids)
Source: RefSeq, a predicted model, not a curated record
UUUGUUAGGGGAACUACGGUCGGCGCACACCCGGAACCAGGCGAUUCGACUCAUUCAGCAGCGAAUAAAACGGCCUCCUUUUCCCAUCUGGGUCGUGUUUGAUAGUGAUUCCAGGUCUUGUCUCGCUUAACAUUUCAAAAAUGGAAUUCCAAGUGAAAACUGAGGAAGUGGAAGCUGUGGAGAUCGCCGAUAAAGAGAAUGAUGAUGAUGGUCCAGCAGAGAAUGGGCUUGCAAGUAACAGUGGUGACAAGGAUGACGAAGACCUCAGUAAAUACACUCUGAAAUUCUGCCAGGGACAAUAUGUGUGGACAGAAAAGAGAACAUUCGACAUGAUCAGACUGUAUAAGGAAUACAGGGAACAAAACACUGUGAAUCCUGGGAAUAAGAAACUCAUGUGGGAGCACAUAGCAGCUGCCAUGCGCGAGCUGGGCUAUGAAAAGUGCACGAGCAGCCACGUACAGAACAAGUACAAGACUCUGACAAGACAGUACAGAGUUGUCUGUGAUCACAACGCCAUCCCGGGAAACCACCAACGUGCAUUUCCAUUUUUCGAGGCGAUGUCGGAAGUGUACGAAUAUAGCCCGCCAAAACACCUGGGAGCAGACGAUGUUGAUUUCGACGACGAAUCGUCCACAAACCAAAAACUCACUUCUUUGCUUGUCAAUAUCAACAGGGACAAGAAAGGACAAGAGGCGAAGAAAUUGGAGAAACUGGAAGUUAUGCACAGGGAAAAAAUGGAGAUGUUUUCGUCGUUUCUUAAAACAGUUAACAAAAAACCCAACGAUUCGCCGGCUUCCAGUAGAUGCAGAAAGCGUCUUGCAUCGACUCGUAAGAGAUCGGCUCAACCGUCUGACGAAGAAUUGUCGUGCGACGAUUCUGAUGGAGACAACGAGUCCAGCGGUGACCCAGAACGUGUGGCAUCACCGAAAAAAUCGUCCCAAAAAGGAUCAGCUUCGAACAAAGUCUGGAAAACGAUGACCCAAUCCACGAGUGAACUGACGUCAUUAAUCACGAAGCUAAACGAGGAGAGAAAAGCGAGGGACGAAAUGAAAAUGUCCAGACUUGAAAAAAUGCAUGAUGAAAAAAUGAAAAUGUUUUCAGCGUUCUUGGACGUUAUUAAGAAAUUAAAGAAAUGAUAUUGUGUGUGAGAGACUGACAUUUAAAUAGCCAAAGAGGAUACAAGUUACGUUUAUUUUAUUCCAAAUGUUUGUUUUGCUUUCAGCAUUCAUUGUUCUUAAUUUUGUUAUUAAAAAAAAAAAAAAGUAUUAAUAUGAAUAUGGUGUGUUCAAAU